Molecule: messenger RNA, 6987 nt
Organism: Rana temporaria (common frog)
Lineage: Eukaryota; Metazoa; Chordata; Amphibia; Anura; Ranidae
Gene: EHMT1
Product: euchromatic histone lysine methyltransferase 1
Exons: 27
Coding region: 499-4176 (1225 amino acids)
Cellular component (GO): nucleus
Molecular function (GO): histone H3K9 methyltransferase activity; p53 binding; zinc ion binding
Source: RefSeq, a predicted model, not a curated record
AUCUAGUUUCCUGAUCAGUCCUGUGUGCUCUGGUUUUGUUGUCUGUGCUAAUGACCCUAGUGGACUUUAGAUUUUACUCUUUGUAUUUGUUCUGGCUUCUUGGUUUUGUUGUAGGAUACUUUGGGUUAAAUUGUGUCAGCAUGUCGCUGAAUUAUGUGAUACAAGCUAGCAGCCUACUCUGUCUAGCAUUGUCUUAAUGUGACUUCCUCUACAUAUUGUGUCAUAGCACGAGGCAGCACUGAAGGAAAGGCUCCAUGCUUGCUGCUUGUAUUUUGUGUCCCUGCUUCCCUCCACUUGAAGAUUUAGAACGGCAGGCCACCUCUGAGCUGUUCUUUGACCAUGGAAGCCCGUUGUGAGCCUUGAGCUGUAGCCAGCAAGUACAGAAGGUCUGCUAACGCUUCGUUCAGUGGGAGGAAGCGUGUAAACGCAGGCAAGGCGGAGUCCCGGAAGGAUUUGCUGAAAGAUAUUACCAACAAUAAGGAAGACGUAGCUGAUGCCAUGGCCGGAGAUGAAAAUUUGCCGGAGCGGGUCAGUGAUUCAAAAGGCUCUUGCGACAAGAGUGACUCAAAGGAGCACACACAAGAUAACACCAAUAAUCCACAUCCGGACUCAAAUUACAAAACAUGUUGGGUGGCAGAAAACGGGAUCUGUGAACGGGACACAGGAGACAUCCGGCAACAGCACCCUUUGAAAGUUAACCCCACACAGACUUCAGUAGUAGGGAGCAACGGGUACAUAUUAAACAAAUCUGUUGGCCUUCAGCAGCCUUUACGGACUUCUGGUUCCCCGCUGAGCGGGCAUGCCGCAAAGACUUUGCCCGGAGCAUCUAACAAAGCUAAGGCAGCCGCCAGUGCACAUGUACCCCCGUCCCUUUCUCCAACACCACCACAAGCGGGUGAUCAGGUCAGAGAUGACAGCCCAAGCUCAACAGACUCGCCUGCCCCAGACUUGAAAAUACACAGAGCACGGAAAACCAUACCGAAGACUGGCUGCAGUUCGCCUCAACAUAAAGACUCCCAGGAAUUGACAGAACAAGAGGAAGCCAAGGAAGAAAGCACACCCAAAAAUAGUUUUGAGGUUGAAAAUCCUUCAUCACAGCCACAAUCAAAUGCACUACAAGAGCUUAUACCUCAGGGUCAGAGCAGCAUGGCACUGGCAAGAGCUCAGUCUGCUGCUGCAGUGUCUCGAAAGAAGAAGCGACGGAUGGGAACAUACAGCUUGGUGCCCAAGAAAAAGGCCAAAGUGCUGAAGCAACGAUCAGUUCUGGAGAUGUUUAGGAGCAUGACCAAUGCUUCCUCCAGUCCCAAGAGUGACAAGGAGUCGGAAACCCCACAUAUAAAUGGUGAGAACAUGGAAAUGGAUUCUGAUGAGGAGGACUCUGAGGACCCUGAAGAGGAGGAUUACCACAGUGGCGAGCCAAGCAUCUCUGAGCACCAGGAUGAUCUUCCAGCUCCAUCUGAAGGCACACCAGAAUCAGACACCCUAAAGAAGGUGGAUGAUUUGGAAUCGGAUGGUGAUGAAGAGGCAGAAUCUUUGGAGUCACAAGAAGAGGAAGAUGGGAAUGAAUCAGAUUUAAGCUCAGAGUCCAGUCUUCGGAAGAAAAGCCAGGCAAAGCACAAAGGGAGUGCUGAGACCCCAUGGAUGAAAGCUGAAAAGACAAGGAGACCGAGGAUCAAAGCAAAGGCCAAAUCAGUGGGUGAUAACGAGGGUCAAGAGACCAGCGCUGAAUAUACAGAGGUGUCAUUGGAUUCUCUGGACCUACGAGUAAAAGAAAUCUUAUCACCUCAAAAAGGUCUUCCCAAUGGGUCCGACAACAUGGAGGUGGAUGGGCUUCAGGGAAUUCCACUUUGUAGCUGCCGGAUGGAGACCCCAAAAGAAGAUGAACUGAUGGAAAAAGCCGGAGAUCGAUGCAUGGCUGUCGAGAGCUCUGACCAGGAGCUGAGCCGCUGUGGGAGAGAGGUGGUGAAGCACGAAGUGAUGAGACCAUCGAACAAGGUUCGGCACUUGGUGUUGUGUGAAGACCACCGGGUGAAGAUGGUCAAACACCAGUGUUGCCCUGGGUGUGGCUAUUUCUGCACUGCCGGCACAUUCAUGGAGUGCCAACCAGAAACCAGCAUUUCCCACCGCUUCCACAAAGCUUGUGCCACUCAAGUCAACAAUGCCAGCUACUGCCCACACUGUGGCGAGGACGUCUCAAAGGCCAUAGAGGUUACCAUUGCGAAAGCAGAUACCACCUCAACAGUGUCCACUAUAGCCUACGAGCCAGAAAUUGAGGCCCCGGCUGAAGGACAAGCUGACACAACAACAGAGAGUGAUGUUUCAGCACAGAAAGCUGUGGAAGAGUCGAAGACGGAGACCACACCUCCACAGACCGGUGAGACUGCUGAACCACCCAACGCAGGGAAAUCUCCUAUCCUGUCUCAGGGACACGUGAAAGAGACGCUGGAAAGUGCUCUACUUGCUUUGGACUCAGAAAAGCCAAAGAAAUUACGCUUCCACCCCAAACAGCUGUAUUUUUCUGCAAGGCAAGGGGAGCUCCAGAAAGUGUUGUUGAUGCUUGUUGAUGGCAUUGACCCUAACUACAAGAUGGAGCAACACGCGAAGAGAACACCUUUGCACGCCUCUGCAGAGAUGGGCCAUACAGAUAUCUGCCACAUGCUUGUUCAGGCUGGUGCUAACUUGGAUAAUUGCUCUGAAGAGCAGAGGACACCCCUGAUGGAUGCAGCUGAGAACAAUCAUUUGGAAUCUGUUAGGUAUCUGGUCAGAGCUGGAGCUUUGCUUGAUCCCAAAGACUCUGAAGGUUCCACAUGUUUGCAUUUGGCUUCCAAAAAGGGCCACUUUGAUAUAGUGAAGUAUCUGCUCAGCAAUGAGCACAUGGAUGUCAACUGCCAGGAUGAUGGUGGUUGGACACCGAUGAUUUGGGCCACAGAAUACAAACACUUGGAACUUGUUAAGCUGUUACUAUCCUGCGGAGCUGACGUCAAUAUCCGGGACAAUGAGGAAAACAUAUGUCUGCACUGGGCAGCUUUCGCCGGAUCUGUUGAAAUUGCAGAGAUCCUUCUGGACUCUAAAUGUGACCUUAAGGCUGUCAACAUUCAUGGCGACUCCCCACUUCACAUUGCCGCUCGGGAGAACAGAUACGGAUGUGUUGCACUUUUCCUUGCUCAUGGUGCCCAAGUGAGCUUGAGGAAUAAGGAAGGUGAAACACCAGUGGAAUGUUGCAGCCCCAGUUCUGAAGUCUGGGCAGCUUUAAAGAAGAGCAUAAACCCAUCAGAGAGACCCAAGACAGAAGAGACAGUGCUCAAUAGGGAUAUUUCGAGGGGAUACGAAAACAUCCCGAUACCAUGCAUUAAUGGUGAAGACUCUGAACCUUGUCCCAUCAAUUACAAAUAUGUGUCGCAGAACUGUGUGACCUCCCCGCUGAACGUAGAUCGAAAUAUAACUCAUCUUCAGUACUGUGUGUGUAUAGAUGACUGCUCAUCUGGAAACUGCAUGUGCAGCCAGCUCAGCAUGCGGUGUUGGUAUGAUAAGAGUGGACGUCUUUUGCCAGAAUUCAACAUGGUGGAACCCCCGCUUAUAUUCGAAUGUAACCAUGCUUGCUCUUGCUGGAGGAAUUGCCGCAAUCGAGUGGUACAGAAUGGUUUGAAAAUCAGAUUACAGCUUUUCCGGACCAAGAAUAAAGGCUGGGGAGUGCGGUCUCUACAGGACAUUCCCGCAGGGACGUUUGUGUGCGAGUAUGUUGGAGAACUGAUUUCAGACUCUGAAGCAGACGUGCGUGAAGAUGACACCUUCCUGUUCGAUUUGGAUAACAAAGACGGUGAGGUUUACUGUAUCGAUGCUCGAUUUUAUGGAAACAUUAGUCGCUUCAUCAACCAUCUCUGUGACUCCAACCUUCUUCCUGUCCGUGUAUUCAUGUCCCACCAAGACCUGCGUUUCCCGCGGAUCGCCUUGUUCAGCAGUCGACACAUCUGUUCCGGAGAGGAGAUUGGGUUUGAUUAUGGGGACCGUUUCUGGGACAUUAAAGGCAAACUGUUCAGCUGCCGCUGUGGCUCUCCCAAAUGCAAACACUCUUUGCUGAAACCUGCCCCACCAUGCCAGCCUGCCACCCCAGCUGAGGCACCACAAGAAAAUGGGCUGCCUGACACCAGCUCCUCUGGCCUGCUCAGCCACUCUUGAGAAAAAUUUGGACCUAUUCCUUUUUUUAUUUUACUGUUUUUUGCCAAGUUUAAUAUAGCGCUAAAAAUCUGGAUCCUGGGUUUCUGACAGGCAGGGGUUGUUCUGACAAGUGCAUGUCUGGCCAAAUAUUUUUUUUUUUAAUAGGAUGGAGAAGGAUUAGAACCCCUCUUCGCCCCCCCCCCACACUAUUUGUGUGUUUGUUGCACAGGUACACCAGAUGGCAGUUAAACGUGACAGAGGUUCUAGCCCUUCCUUGCUAUAAUGGGAAGAAGAAAAAAAAAAAGUUUUGGCUGGACACAUACACUUGAAAUCAUCUGCUCUUUUUACAGUCUUUUGUAAUGGGGAGCUUAACAACACUAACAAAGAUGCUUCCUAGAAUCCAUUUUAUCUUUUCUGAUUCAAAGCCGUUGCAAAUUGUGGUGAAUCUCUCUCCUGCCUCAGAGACCCAAAGCGCAGCUUUGGGAGUGAACAGGCAAAAGUAUUUCUGCCCCUCCAGGGGAGCAACUGUAUUAAUUCGCUCUGUCACUCACACACAGUUCAAGCAAACAGUUAUUGCGUUAAUGUUCCCUGUGUUCAGAGUGUCCUACCACAAAAGCAGAGACUGACCAGUAAGAGACAUUUUGCAUCCCAGACAGCUCUACUCUUAGCUCCUUGAUGAAUAAGUAUACCUGGGCAACACACAGGGACACUUGGCUCGUUUCAGAUCAAAAGUUAUUUAAGCUGAGUGGCUACCUAUAUACAGGGCUUAUUUUCGUGCUUGGGGCAUUACUACCUUAAAGGAUUUGAUUGGCUGCUUUGAAGAACAACAUCACUGGAGAUCUGCAGCUUAUUUAUACCUAGCAUAAGAGGUGUUUGAAUAAUCCCUCUAGCUGGUGUCUUAGUGUAGAUACAGUAGGCCAAGGAAAGUCUUUUUCUUGACCCUCAUUAAUUUGGAAUUUUUUUAUAUUUAUGUAAUUUUUAGCCAUCGUAGAUGCCCUGUAGCUUUUAACAGCCCCAGGGACUCUUUCAGGCACAGUGAAAUCUUGCAACCCCACCAAAGUCAUGAAACACGAAGCCAAAUUCAGUGAAAAUUAAGGCAAAUAAUUUCAAAUAAAAAGCUUGAGUUAGUUUGUGUCUUCCUAUUUUUGGAAGUGGAAAUACUCUUCUUAGCGCCAGUAUCCUUUGGCACCUUGAAGAUGUCCGUGCGGACUGCUGGUCAUAUUUUGCAUGAUGUCAUUGCAGGUUUGCAUCAAAAUGCAAUAUUUAGAUGUCACCUCGGUCCCAAACCCUUGGUGCCAUGAAUUUGGAAUGGGUUCGACUUCAAAGACUUCCCCUUUCUAUCCAAAGAUUCCAUUUGUUUGGCUGGGGUUGGGUUUAAAGCACAUUGUCAGCAACCCCAAAAGUUCCUCAGCUCAGCUGGCAGCAGGAGUGAUAGAUGACCUUGUUCAGAGGACAGCAUGAUGGCUCUUCCAGGCUUUAAGCCCUUUUCUAUUGAAAGUAAGGGAAAUUGUAACAUAAGUGGUAGAUUUGCAUCAAACUAGGCAGACGGUAGUAAUAAUAAUGGUGUUUUCUGAAGCUGGUCUCUUUGUCAUGUACCCCGUUCUCCUCAUAACCAGUGAGAUGGUUCCUGGGGGUAAUGAAGCAGGAAUGGCACAGUAAACGCACAGUUGCCUUUUAUUUGCUUUGAUUGGUUGACCGCCAACAAAAUGCCACAGGUUAGUCACAUUAUACAGCAAUUGAGGUUUCCCUGGCUUCAUGUACCUGCAAUGUCUUACUGAGGACAAGGGUGCUCCAUCUGGUUGUUAGUUGGCAAGGCUUCUGCCAACCAACCUGAAUUCACAAACCAUUAGCAUUAGUGAAUAAAAGACCCCUUCCGCCCUUCGCUGCAUUCAACAACCUCUGUAAAACAAUGUUCGUAAAUUUCACAGGAAAAGCAAGUUUAAUAUUAAUCAUUUCAAGAAAAAUAAAAAAUAAAUGACUUGUUUGAGAAUAGUUCAGGACACCUGUAAUUCAAGCAUCUUCAAACAUAGUUGUCUGUGCAGAUAUUAUAAAAAAAAAUAUUUUUUGUCUCUUAAUGGUCUGCUCAUGAAAACUACGGUCACACCCUACUCUUUCUGUUAGGUGGACCAGUAUCAUGAAUUGUGUUUUUUUUUUUUUUUUUUUAAGUAAACCACUUAUGUGCAAAAUGUUGACCUUUGAGGCCACCCUGCCAAGCUGGAACUUAACCAUUGCAGUUUCCAUGGACCUGCCACUGCCCGUCAGUUGGAAAAAGACUUCUACCAAUGGCCAACGGGACAUGUGUUUUCAAUGUAAUCCAUAGAUGAAUUCCUACAGAGUCUUUUUACAGCAAACAGUUUUGACAGUAACAGAGGAAAAUAAAAAAGGUGCUGAAACAACUGAUUUAUAUACUGGACAGAUUAUUGUACCAUAAAAUAUCUGAUAUUAGGUUGAACUACCAGAAGAAAUACCUUCCUUUUUUCUUUUCUUUUUUUUUUUUUAAGAAAGACAAAUUGUUCUAGUACUAUAGUGUGAAUAUAUAUUUUUUUUUUUUGUAUUUUAUUUGUUUUAUUUCCUCGUUUUGGUUUUCCGGUUAUUUUAAAAAAUAAAAAGGCUGCCAUUUUUCCAGUGGAUUUUAAUUUGUAAUUUUUUUAAUUUGUUUUUGGUGCAGCCACUGUUGUGGUCUUUUUUUCUGUCCGUCUUUUUUUUUUUUUUUUUUUUUCCCACUCCAUCCUCUAUUCCCCCUUCCCCCAAUUCCCUUGGACCAUUGCUAGUCUUCACCCUUGAUUUCCUGUUUUUGUUUUUGGUAAAACAAUAAAAAAUGCUUUGAACCUU